Cantharellus anzutake is the source of this 219-nucleotide messenger RNA. RefSeq lists its product as uncharacterized. The record is from RefSeq and is a predicted model, not a curated record. Bases 1 to 219 code for a protein of 72 amino acids. Lineage: Eukaryota; Fungi; Basidiomycota; Agaricomycetes; Cantharellales; Hydnaceae. The transcript is spliced from 3 exons.
AUGUCGAACAAGGAAGAACCCACCUUCAGAAUCCAGCCUCACCCAGCCAAGGAGAAGGACAACAAUCCCCAGCCCGGGCCUGACCUGAGCAACAGACCGGGGUUCGAGGCAUACAAGGCUGGUGGGCCACAAGUCCUUUCAGAUGAGCAGCUAUCGAAGCUUGAGAAACCACUUAGUCGUGAGGAGCUCAGGAAGCGGGCAGAAGAAUUGAACAAAUAG